UUAUGUUUAUGUUGGGUGCCUAACCUAAAGCUGAAGUCAUAAACUAAUCAUUGUUCAACAAAAGAUUUUAAAGUAUAUUUUCUAAAGUGUAUACAAGUGAAAACAAUACCCACCAAAAGCAGUUGGCAAAAUGCCGACUACAUGUCGAGCUUACUGCAGUUACAGAGGAUGCAAAAACUCAAAGGCGAGACAUACAGAUAAAAGUUAUCACCGUUUUCCUAAAAAUGAGAGCAGACGAAAUCUGUGGAUUCAACAUUCAGGAAAUUUAACUCUUCAAACUUUAACACAGAAGCAACUUUCACACAAAUUUCUUUGCAGCGAUCAUUUUACUGAUAUCGACGUAGCGUCAGUCAUAAGGGGUAAGAACAGAUUAAAAGAUAGCGCUAUUCCUAAAAAUUUUGCAACCACUGAUGUAUUCGAAGCUUUGCAAAAUAGUACUCGUAAUUCUGAUUCAACGGCAAACAAUAAAGAUUUAUUCAGUGAAGACUCUCAAUUAAAUAAAAAAGUUCCUAUAUUAAAAAGUGAACUAUGCCUUCAAAAUGGAAAUGAUGCUCACAUGUCUUCGUCGUUGGAUGUUUCAAAUGGUGACCAAAAUUUCGCUUCAUUCGCUAAUAACAACCUCAAUUUAAGUAAUGAUCGUAUUCAGUCGAUCCAAAUUCAAUUAAAUAAAAAAAAUGAGGAACUGAAAAACGCACAAGAUGCAUUAAAACAAUCAGCUUUAAUAAUUGAUUUUAUUAAAAACAAAUAUGAGGCAAAAGUUAAAUCUAAAAAUGACACGAUUCUUAAAUAUAGACGUAAAGUAUAUAACUUAAAUCGUAAAUUAAAUAGAGUGAAAACAUUCUCAAAAGAAGCAAGUGAAUUAAAAAAGUCAGUUGAUAAGCUUGAUGAAGAAAUAAAAGAAUUUUUAGAUAUGCAAAUUAGCCAUUUUAAGAAAAGUAAAUGGACUGAAAAGGAGAAACAAUUUGCUAUAUCUUUAUUUUAUCAAUCUACAAAAGCUUAUCGCUAUCUUCGAGAAAAAAAACAUUUUAAAUUACCAUGCGUAUCAAAAAUUAGAAUUUGGAUUAAUGGGUUAGAUUCGACAGCAGCGACCCUGGAAAAGACAGAAGAAGAAGAGUUAGAAAAGGAAGAAGAAGAAGAGUUAGAAAAGGAAGAAGAAGAAGAGUUAGAAAAGGAAGAAGAAGAAGAGUUAGAAAAGGAAGACGAAGAAGAGUUAGAUUCGACACAUAAUCCACUGGUCCCAGACGAAACUUUGACUCUGCCUCAGAUUAUCAUACUAACAAGCUGAAUUUUGCUGAGAAUGUCAGUUUUAGGACCACAAAAAAGAUGCAUCAAAGUUUGUCACUCCUACUGUCAUCGUGUGCCUUAGUCUGUGGACCAAUAAGCUCGUCGGCACGCAUCGCUCCGCCUUUUACCUCCUAUUCAAUUUACGAUUGGCCGAUGGACUUGGCACACUUGCACAUAUCGAUACGAAAGAAAGAUUCUUAUCGAUCUCCUAUACCCUGGCAGCCCCCUUCACGGGGCUCUACUCCCCACUCGUCCUUGGACUCAUUUGCUACCUUUGUGCUACCAAUUAGCCUUUCAUUUGUGAGAAAUUACCUAACCCACCAAAUUGGGAUAGAAACGCAGAGGAAACUUCGAUUGGGCAGAGUAAAAGCCUUCUGUAGAGUAUUUAGGAGCUGAUAUGGAGUUAUUUCUUUGUGAAGACCCCAACUUCCAUAUGGUGACACUACCCGGUGACUUGCUCCUAACACCUCCCUUCGUACUGGUGAAAAACGGAAAACAUCGUUUUACUCAGAUGUAAAAAAAAUGUUUCAAACAAAAAAUGUAGCUGAGUUAAUUUAGAACAAAAAUGUUUGUUAGUAAUGUUUGUGUAGAGUUAAUCGUUCUCUCAAAAACAAUGCUUAAAGCGGCCGGUGAUUUUGAAUGUCAGUUAGGCGCGCGAAAUCAAUUUUUUCAUUAAGUUUUUAUCAACUCAACGGUAAAAAAUUCAAUAUCUUUUGAUCAGAGUGUCCUGUCGACAAAAAUCAAAAAUAAGUUUAUUAACGUUUCAAUUUCCACUCCGAAGUGAGAAUUGAAACGUCAAUAAACUUAUUUUAACCUUCAAUUAUGGUUUAUUCCCAAUAAAAUAGUAUCUACUUUAAAAUGCCACAAGAAAAUAGCUUCAGAACAAUAUAAAUCAAAAUCCAUUUUAAAGCUUGCAGCUUUCGUAUGCAAUUUUUCAUUUUGUCGCAAAUAAAAUAAGUUGCUAUAAAGUUGAUAUUGACCGGUCGCUGUAGAAUUAAAAUUUUUAGAGAUUAAUCUUCAUAAUCUAUAACACGAAUUUUCGAUUUUGAGUUUUGGCAAUAUAUAUAUGAGGCAUUUGAAAUAUGCCUAAAAACGCCGAAUUUAAACUUUCUAGGGGUCGCCAAGUUCUUGAAAAUUUCAAGAUCUUGUCUUGAUUUAGUAAUUUUAGAUUUCAAGACAAGACAAGAAAUUUUAUAUCAAUACCAAGAUUUAUUGUCAAGUAAACAACAAAUCUUGAAAUAUCUGGACUAAUAAUGAAAACUGUAAAAGUAUUUAUUUGUGAAAAAGGUAACAUAUUUUAACACAAUAUAACAUUUUAAUUUAUUGAACACUUUUUGCUAAAACGAUUUACAAAAAUGUAAAUUUAAAAUAACACAUGAUACUUACCUAAUCCUGUUGAAAAUAAAAUUGCAAACUAGAUUUUAUUUUAACACUACUGCCCAAUUUUUUGACUGCAAAAAAUUUCUACUGUUAUUUACUUCUAGGAUAGGAUCAAAUUAAAACAUUUUUGAAGAUUUUUUAAAUUCUUUAUUUCUUUUUUAUUAAUAGGGUUUGUGACUCUCAAGUUACAAUGGGAAAAAAGUUAAUUUUGAUGAAAGUCCACAAAGCAAUUAGAAUUAGGCGUAAAGCACAAAUUUACAUUAAAUUUUUUACAUCAUAUUACUUUUGGCACGCCUAUGAAUCCCGGUUUCUUGAAAUGCCCAUGCUUUUCCGAAAAUUUAGGCCAAUGGCCUAUUGGGACCGUGCAAGUUCGGAAGAGUGACACCUGGUGUCGUAAAUCAGCAAAAUUUACUGCGCUUUCAUGUUAGAUCGAUGUUACCGGAUAACUGUCAAGGACGUAGCCCCAAAAAAGAAUAAGAAAAAAAAGUAAGAUUGAGGUUAUGUCGGUAUGUUAUUAAAAGGUAAACGUUGUAUGUAGUGUAAAUACAAAUAAAUAUAUUAUUAAAUUACAGCUUUAAUGUUAAUAUGGAUGCAAUAAUAAAAACUGGAUUUGAUAAAGUAAAUCACCAAAUAACUUUUCAACAAUUUUUUGUUGUAUUUUUACAAUGUAUAACACAGCAUUUACUAAAUCGCAUUUUCUUCAGUGACAGAAGGUGUAAAUAAACAAACGAAUAUGAAAUGUGACAAUUUGCCAAUUGACAAUAUGAAUUUAUGAAAUCUAUGAAAUGUGCAGUAAAAAAUGCAAGAUUUCUCCGCUACUCGCGCACGAUUGUUUCUCGUAUCACAUCCAAGUACUUGCACGUCGCCAAUUCCAUAUGUUUUUCUCCGGUAGGGAAGCGAUAGGUCUUCUUUUCCUUUUCCUGCUCUAUUUCUUAUUCUAUUAUAGAUAGACUGGGCCUUCCCCCCUUCUUGAGCCACUCUUUACCCUCUUGACAAAGAAAAGCGGCAAUAGAUGCUAAAAGCUAAAAUACUUAGUUCAUGGUUUUUUCUUAUACCAAGUAACUGGGUGUUUCUUCAACCAAGCAGUCAUAACUGCUAAAUCAAAUAUAUAAACACAAUGCGCAGGUAGCACCAGGAGCUAAUCCUAGUUCUAUAUAAAACCAUCAACGAGUCCAUUAAGUCAACUCUGUCCAUACAUUUAUUGUAAAACGGUGUAAUGUUAGGACAUUCCACAAGAAUAGUUUCUUUCUUUGCUUUGUCUCAUAUUUGAACGUGACUUGUAGGAUACGUGCCUACAAACGAACUCUGUAAAUGCACCGGCUUGUUGUUGUACCAUUUGACUGCUUUAAGGGUUAUUCUUUCUUUCUUGUAGACAAGUUCUUCGAAACUCCCUCUUGCUUUCUUUUUUGUAUCUUUGUCGGUAGAGAAAUUACAUCCUUUAAAUCUGUUAGGUUGAAGAAUAUCCUGGCUUAAGAACUGGUUUAAGGGAAUGGUUUGAAUGCAGUAGUGCAGAACUUUUUAGAGCGGUAGUCAACAAAGUCCGCAUAGUCAUGAUGACUUCCAACCUUCGAUAGAUGGAACUUAAAGAAGAAGAAUCUGUUAGGAUGUACCUUACCUGCAGAGGGAAUACCCAACUUGUCUAGUUCAAUUUGCAGUAAACCAGUUAUCAAAAUAUAUCUUAUGAUAAGCAAUUCUUGGAAUUAUUGUGGCCAAUCGAAAAACCACAUUUCCACUGACUCCAACACUUGGUAAAUUAUAUACAAUUUCGUUGGUAUCGCUAUAGGAGAAACGCUUUAUAGCCCUACUUUUUUCUUUUGUUUUUUAUAUAUAUUUUUAGACUGUUUUCCUUUAAAAGGAUAACUGGUUCAUCCACUCAUAGUUUUUCUGUCAUUGGAAUUUUCCGAAAAUUUGUUAUAACUGGUUCUAAAAGCGAUUUGAUUUUGUAUAUAUUAUCUCCGGGAAUUAUCUGACUAUUUUCAUUGAAGUGGAUAUUGUUUUUUAUUUGUUCCAGCGAUUCAGUUUCAGAAACAUAGUUUCUGAAACAACUGAAAUUAAAGUAGACGCUUUCCAGUACAUUCUAGUUGAGGGUAAACUAUACACUGACAUGAACAAACAUACACCGAAAAACUGUUGUUCUAUUUCAAUUUUGUACACAUGUAAAGAUUUUUCGUGAAUGGGUAGAAUACAGAUUUGUUUGAUAAACGAUAUUGUCCAAAAUAUUUUCAUCUAUCAGCGUUCUAAAAUAUUUGAUUGGAGUAUACGGGUUUUCAGGAAAUAGCUUUAAACUACCUUUCCAAGGUUGGAUUGGCUGUGCAGAACGACUAGUAAUCCGUUUCCAUGUGAUAUUCUGAUGAUUGGCACGUCAUUUUUGUCGUCAUUGUCAUCCCCUUUUUCAUUAUCAUCUUCCUGGUUCUCAUUAUUGUCUUCCAUGUUUCCCACACUCAUUUAUUACGAACAAACAUUUUAUGAAAUAUUUACUACUUAAUCAUCGUCAAUGUCAGAUUUUAGAAUGUAAUCUUCGGAGUCAUAUCCACAAAUGUCUCUAAUUUAAAUAUUAUUUAGUUCUUUCUUGACAUAAAAUAAUUUUACACACAUAGUUUCCAUUUCUGUUACCACCUGCAAACAAAAUUGUGUUAUACAUUAUGGACCAUUGUAACUUUAAAGUUACACAACAUUUUUUAUUCACAGAAUACCUAAAAAGAUGUAGUCUUUAACCUUUAAACUGCGUUUAGAUUUUUGUCAAUAGGACAUUCUGAUCAAAAGAUAUCGAAUGUUAACCGUCGAGUUGAUACAUUUAAAUAAAUUAUUUCGCGCGCGUAAACGACACUUGAAAUCGCCGGUCGCUUCAAGCGUUGUUUCUGAGAGGUUCAUUAUACAAAAAGUGCUAAAAAACAUUUUUGUUCAAAAUUAUUUCUCAGCAAUAUUUCUUGUUUUUCGAUUUUGCUUUUACGAGAUGUGGUUUUGGCGGAAACUCGGGGGUAGGAGUGGCAAACUUUUUUCAUUUUUUUUUGGAGUCAUAAAAUUGACACUCACGGCCAAAUUCAACUUGUUUGUCUCGUUUUUAGAUAUCAAAUCUCUGCAGACUGGACUAACAUAGAUCCUCAUCCAUUUGAAAUUAUGAAUGUUAGUCUAGCCACUUAAAAUUUUAGUAAAAUUGCCGGUAAACAUUCAAAUGUAAACUCAGUAAAACACGGGUUUUAAAAUUUCUGAAAAUUUGAAAUUGUAAAAAAUUUUAUUUUUUAUUUCAACGGCCCUGAAAUUGUAAAAAAAGAUUAACGAUCUCUUUGAUUGUCGAAAUAAGAGAUCGAUUAAAGAUCCAAAUCUCUUACGUAAACCAUUAUCUCGUUUUAAAUUCAAGUUGAAAACUAUUGCGACUUAAUCGAGAUCCUUUAGAAAAUUGAUUUGGAACUCUUAGAAAUAGAUCUAGUCAUAAUUCAAAUCCAUCUGCAAUGCAAUUCAGGAAAAAUUUUCAAUACCAAUUUAUGCCAAUUUAACAUCUAUUUCAAAAGGAACUAAUUGCAAAUCUGACGAAACAUUAGCGCUACUAGCAAUUUCGAAUUUAAUUGAUGUAAAUGGAGAAAAAAAAUUAUAGAAAAAAAGUAUAUUAACCCAUUCACUAUCAGGUUCGCCUGAACAGUUAGGCCGCGACGCGCCGGUCAAGUAUGCGGAGCACACACACUUUUCAUUCUCUUCAUAUCUUAUUUGUAAUUGUUGCGGAACGUAAAAACAGAUGGAAAAAACGCAAACAAUCAUAAAAAAUGGAUGCAGAGAAAAAAAAUUUACCCGUAAUUACUCUUUAAUUAAGACAUGAACCAUCUGACAAUUUUGUACGCAUGAGCGAAUCAGUAUACAACGAGCUGCUAUCACUUUUUCCUUGGUUAGGAAAAAAUAUAAACAAUACCAGCUAUUUUGGGAUUCUCAGCACCUGGACGAUCGUAUGAGUGUCCCAAAUAUUCAACUAGGAUUUGACCACACAUUCUCCUGGACAAAUUAUUCCUGAAACAUCUGUGGCCCUGUCAAAAGUUCUGCAGAAAUACAUUAAGUUUCCGAAUUCUACAGAAAAAAUGAAAGAAAUGUCAAAGGAUUUUAAGAGUCGAUGGAGAACAAUUAAAGAUGAAGAAACAGAACAAUUCAUGGAUUACUUUAUGUUCGAGGGGAAAAUGCCAUGGCAAAAUAAACACAUAUUGAGGAAUAAACAAAUUUAAUACACUGUAGCGUUGUAGUUAUAAGUGGGGAAGGCUUCCUAAACUCUUUAAUUUACUUACCUGUAUAAAAAUAAAUUCAACUAAAUUAAUUAUGUAUAGAUUUAAAUAAACAUUGUCCAA
Molecule: messenger RNA, 6989 nt
Organism: Diabrotica balteata
Lineage: Eukaryota; Metazoa; Arthropoda; Insecta; Coleoptera; Chrysomelidae
Source: the annotation of a GenBank genome assembly